AAGAAGAAGAAGAAGAAGAAGAAGAAGAAGAAGAAGAAGAAGAAGAAAAAAAAUUUAAAAAGAAGAAGAAGGGGGGAGGAGGAGGGGGAGGGGGAGGAGAGUGUGUGUGAGUUAGUUAACUUCUCGCCUCUCAAACGGAAGUUAACGCAGCAUGAAAUAUAUGACAGAAUGUAUUUCUUAGUUGUACAGUAUUAAUUUAGUCAACAGAUAGAGAUAACAAGAAGGGAAACCACAGAAUGAAUUCAAGUAAAUAAGUUAAUCUCAGUGUCCGGACACAACGACUGACAUUGUGGAAACAAGAACGCAGGACGAUAAGACUUGGAGCUUUGAAUCUGCACAGCCCCUGUGUCCUUGGUGCUAUCAGGAAAUCAUAGAGAGAAGAUCCAGUUUCAACUCAUCUCUUCUCCCAACACACCACUAGUUCUGGGCUUCCCCUGGUUACGUCAAUACAACCCGCACAUUAACUGGACCAAAAGAAGAAUUAACGUUCCCUGAAAUAAAGAGGCAGCAGAACAGAAGGAUGAUCUCACUGCACAGAAAGCUGAGUCAGCUGCGCGGAGUAUGGAGUUGGAAGAGGAGGGUGGAGGUUUCUUUCUACCCAGCCACUGGCUUUCACUGCAGGACCUUCUGCUCCAACACUUCAGAACCAGUAGAAGCCAUAGAGAUCCACAAGAGGAAGCUCUUCCUGUGGUUCAGCCACCUUCCUCAGGAGGAGAAACAGUUUGGUGGUUACUUGCAUGUGGAUCCACUGAUUCUGGAAAGAAAGGCUGAGGAGAGUGCAGGACUGCUCAGCUCCCCUCUCCAAACCCAGACACCCUCCAGCCCCUCUGUGACUGUGGAACAGCUGUUUGAGCCCACUGAUGCCUGGAGUGAGGGUCGGGGGCUCAAUGUACUGCUGUACGGGGCUGUGGGAACAGGGAAAAGUACGGUGGUCCGAAAGAUGGUGCUGGAUUGGUGCACUGGGACCACCCUGACCCACUUCAAGCUUCUGGUUCCUUUCUCUUGUGAGGACCUUGGCCAACUGUCAAAGGUAGCUUCUUUAAGGGACCUUGUGAGCAGGAAGUACCUCCACCUGAGAAAAUACCCCAUGCUGAGUGGGGAGGGAAACCAGGCCAAGGAUGUGCUCUUCCUCUUCAAUGGGAUGGAGAAGAUGAAACUGGACUUCCGGAUUGGAGCCACAGAGCUUUGCAGUGAUCCUAAUGAGGCGCUGCCUCCAGGUGUAGUGGUGGUGAAUCUGCUGAGGAAAUACCUCCUGCCUGAGGCCAGCAUCUUGGUUACCACCAGACUGUCUGCCCUGGACCGUAUUCCUCAGAAGUAUGUGAGUCGUUAUGCACAGAUUUGUGGCUUCAGUGACCCAGACUGCCAGCGGGCGUACUUCACCAGCCGCCUACUGCAGCAGAGUGGGGAAACUGCACGUAACCAUGAGGCCCAGGCUCUUAUAGAGCUGCUUUACCUCAACCUCCAGAGAGAAAGCCAGUUGGCUGCGGCCUGCUUCCUCCCCUCCUACUGCUGGCUCACAUGUGCUACCUUACACUUCCUCCAUUUCACUGACGCAAAGGCACCCAUCCGCACUCUGACUGGCAUAUACACCAGUUUCCUCAGGCUCAACUUUGGGGGUGAGGUACUGGGCACAGGAACAGGGACAAAUGUUCCCAUUCAGGAGCACCACAGUUCUCUGAUGUUGUAUGUAGUCCGUACAGUUGGUAAACUUGCAUUUGACGGUGUGACAUACAAACGCACGUCAUUCUCAGAAAAGGAACUGGAGCAGUGGAUAGGAGGGAAGACCAAGACAGAUGAGGAGCUACGUCAGCUGGCCAUGUUCCGGACUGAUGUGCUAGACUUUUUCUUGGCUCCCUGUGUAGAAAGUGGUAAGCUUUUACCAGAAGAACCCAGUGAGAAUGAUGAGAGGCGGUAUGUAUUUGCUGUCCCAGCAAUGCAGGAAUACCUGGCGGCUCUCUACGUGGUUCUAGGAGAGAACAAAUCGGCUCUGGAGAAGCUGACCAGGCAGGUGUCUGUGGCCAUUGGUCAGGAAAGUGAGGAUAUUAAUGCUCUUGUCAAUAUCCUUUCUAAGUUCAUCCCCCUCCGAAUCUUUGCUGUAUUCAAGCUCCUUAAGCUUUUUCCAAAGCUCUACGAGAAAAUCAGCAGUCUCAGCAAAGGCAGCAUUGCCAGAACCAUGGCAGCUGAGAUGUUCCGCACUGAGGAUAGCUACAAUGAGGAUGUCCUGGAUCAGGUGGAGCAAAGCCUCCUGGGAGUCCAUGGCCCACAGCCACAGCAGUACAGUGAAGGCCAGCCUUUUGAGCUCUACCCCAUCUUCAUGGGUGGACUGUUGCAUUAUGGUAACCGUGUCCUUCUCCAGCAACUUGGAUGCAGCAUUCAGAGCACCACUGUGGCCCAGAUCACACGUGCCCUAAGGAAGUACCUUGUCAGAGAGCUCAGCAAGCCACAGCCACCAGAGGAGCUGAUGGAUCUGCUGGUCCUUCUGUAUGAGUUUCAGAACCCCAGACUGACUGCAGAGGUUCUGGCCUCAAUCAGAACCAUCCGCCUCACCAACAUUCGUAUGACGUCGCUCAAAUGCUUUGUGCUGAGUUCUGUGCUCUCAUGUUCCCCUGCAAGUGUCGGAUGGCCACCCACUAUUGAGUCUGGUUCUGCCCAAGGUUUCUGCCUCUUGAAGGAAGUCACUGUCGCCAAAUGCUUGCUCAUGGUGGGAUUUGUUAGUUAUCACCUUGAAGAGCUGGACCUGUCCUCCUGUCUCCUGACACAUGACAUGCUUCAGAUGCUGUGGCCUGCCUUCAGACACACACAUAACCUCAAUCUGCAGUUUAACAGCCUGGGUCCUGAGUCCUGCAUCCUCCUGAGAGAUCUGCUACUAGACCCCAAGAGUUCUAUUAGAUCUCUACAACUGUGUGACAACCCUCUGCUGGAGUCUGGAGCCCGCACCCUGAUGGAGGCCCUGCCAGAGAACCAGUCCCUGACACAUUUGUCCCUGAUGCACACUGGGCUGGGGGACCAGGGGGCGCGGGAGCUGGCCGAGAGGCUCCAGCAGCACACGGACCUCCAGGAGCUCAACGUGGCCUAUAACAACAUCGGAGACAACGCUGCUCUGGCUCUGGUGGAUGCUUGCAGGGAACACCCCAGCAUUCACACUGUGCACUUGUAUCUGAACCCUCUCAGUGAUGUGGGGAAGCAGUCACUGUAUAUCCGAGGUGUUCCCAAGAGCCACAGCGGCAGUGGCCGACGGGUCAAGGUCCUGGCUUCAGUCACUGAAGGCUCAGACAUCUCCGAGGAUUGGCACCCCAUCCUCAGUGUGAUACGAGAGAAUGCCUCCUCCUGGGACCGUGAACGUGUCAAGCAGCAGCUUAAGGUAUUCCUCAGGGAUCUGGAAUGGGGGCGUCAGCAGCAGAAGAGCCUCUGGAAGAGGCUGCAUUUCCGCAGGGUGGAGAAGGGAGUCCGGCAGACUCUACAGAUGCUGGAGAAGGACAUUCUACCGCCAUCCAAAGGAUACAGCAAGUAACCAAUAAAAAUCAAGAGGUGAAAGAGCAGUGAAUGUCUUCAGCAGCAUAUCAGAUUUUAAUCUGAUCCACACAGGAGAGCAAACUGGAGGUCCAGGAGAUACAGCUUCAUUAUUGUAAAGGAGAUAACUUCAUUUAACAAUAAGACGGUGUAGUCCCUCAUUCGUCCAGGAGUGUUCUAUCAUAGAAAAGGUUUCAGUAAAAUUUCAGUAAAAUUCCAAUUCCCGUCCCAUUUCUUCACAAUUGAGAAUGACUUCCGGAUGGGAGCCGAAACGUCUUGAUUCUGAAAACAGUGUCCAGAUGACUACGACUGAAACCUUUUCUAUGAUGGUUCAUUUAACAAUAUUUACAAAGCAGCUUAAACUCCCUGACCUUACACUUCCUCAACUCAACUGAGAAUCAGUCGUGUCAAGGUUUUGACCAUGCAGCCACAUGCAUUUUAAGUGAUGCUGUGGAACAAAUCUGAGCAAGCUUGUUUCAGACUGUCCACUGGCAGAGCCUGAGAUAUACAACAUUUAAUGAACAUGAACACAUAUUAAAAACAUUUAAAUUCAUGUACAACUACAUGCUAAUACAGGAGGAUGGGAAGGUGGAGGGAGUUACAUUUCUGAAAGCAGGCAGCAGUGUAGUAGUGAGGAUGCAGAGCUCAGCAUUGUAUGCAGACAUACUCCAAAUGUUUAUAUGGACUGCCUAUAAUGAGAGAUAGGUCAUGGACAUACAUGAUUGGAGGAUGUAUGGAACGUGUGACUAUAAAAUUUCUUUCAUGCCUGCCUGAACUAUUGCGAGGCUCCAUGGAUGAUGCAACUAUGAUACUGCUGCACUGGGUGUGGUGUUCCUGAUGUGUCUCUGUUGUGAAUAUUCAGCUGACAGUAUGUACAUUUGCCUAAUGUGGAUUAACACCUUCUGACAAAUAAAUCUCUUCCCCUCGCACAAACUGA
Messenger RNA from Siniperca chuatsi (mandarin fish), 4447 nucleotides. It is a transcript of the gene nlrx1, whose product is annotated as NLR family member X1. Bases 521 to 3511 code for a protein of 996 amino acids. Gene Ontology annotation, molecular function: protein binding. The record is from RefSeq and is a predicted model, not a curated record. Gene Ontology annotation, cellular component: mitochondrion. The transcript is spliced from 14 exons. Gene Ontology annotation, biological process: negative regulation of canonical NF-kappaB signal transduction. NCBI's taxonomy places the organism in Eukaryota, Metazoa, Chordata, Actinopteri, Centrarchiformes, Sinipercidae.